GAUAAACAUCAUGGAAUUAGACACCGAGAGCACGACAACUUCAAUUGAUGACAAAACAGAAGAUUUCUGCGAAAAUCCUACCCGCGAUACUUUGGCUGAAGGAUUGAUGUGUUUAUUGAAGCCAACGAUUGAUCAACUGGAUGAAAGAGUUCGCGCAACUCGAAUAAGCCAAGUUGAGUUGAAACAACAGAUUGAAGGCCUCGCGGAGGAAUUAAGGAAAAUUUCAGAUUCCCAGCAGUGCCCCUUGGAUUUGGACGCCUAUGUGAAAAAACUUAUGACAGCGAAACAAAAAGUAACUGUCGUUAGUAACAUCCUGCAGACGGCACAAGAUCGACUGAACAAAGUUCAUUUGCUGAUAGAGAAAGAGUCAGCACGGCGACGAGCUUUACUUGAGCCAACGCCAAGUACUUCACCACUGGAGGCAACAAACCCUUCAAUACAGUGAAGGAUAUCUUAUAUCAGAUGCAGAUGCAUCUUUUAUUUGUUGUGAUUAUUUGAUUGUGAUAGGACUUUCUUGCUUUGUUAAAAUAUUUUGAAUUGUCCAACUGGGCAUUUCAGCAUGGUGUAAUUGUGGACAUUUACCUUCUGCACAUAGCAUUUUUAUUA
Schistocerca americana (American grasshopper) is the source of this 606-nucleotide messenger RNA. RefSeq names its product SNAPIN protein homolog (gene Snapin). The transcript has 3 exons. Gene Ontology annotation, biological process: lysosome localization; regulation of synaptic vesicle exocytosis; synaptic vesicle exocytosis. Bases 11 to 445 code for a protein of 144 amino acids. Gene Ontology annotation, molecular function: SNARE binding. NCBI's taxonomy places the organism in Eukaryota, Metazoa, Arthropoda, Insecta, Orthoptera, Acrididae. The record is from RefSeq and is a predicted model, not a curated record. Gene Ontology annotation, cellular component: BLOC-1 complex; BORC complex; synaptic vesicle.